UCCCUGUCUUGGUUCCGUCUAUAAAAGCCGUUCUUCAGCUGAAUUGGCCAUCCAGAACCUCAGGUUUUUCAGCUGGAUCGGAUCAGUUCGCAGGCCAAAAAGGACAGUGCCAAAAUGUUUAGCGUACUUCUUCUUACUUUGGUGGCUUCGGCCUUUGCUGAUGAUUAUGUCCCAGCACCAGACAUUCAGCUGAGAGGACCAACAGUCUCCCCAGCCGAAUUCUGCAGAAGAUGCAUCGAGGAGAGAAACGGCGUCGGCUACUACGAGGAUCCAUACGACUGCGGAAGCUACCUGCAGUGCGAUAUUGAUGAUGAUGGUACCGUGUUCGCCCACAAGAAGCCUUGUGCAGAGGGUACCCUCUUCGACCGCAAUGUCGUCACCUGUGUCCCAUGUGAGGUUGCUACCUGCGACGGCAGCAAGGCUCCAAGCCCACAAUGCCCACCAAGAACUCCACCACCAACCACCACCAUGGGAUACACCACCCUUCCACAAUUCGACGGCAAAUGCGAUGGCCCAGACGGCUGGACUUACCUCGCUGUGUGGGGUGAUGCCCAUGUCUUCUAUAGACAGCAGACCCUUGGUGAUGACACCAGAAUCGAGCGUGUGAGCUGCGGACCAUGGGAGUUCAGCGUCUCCACAUGCAUGUGCGUUGUCCCAGAUCUCCAGGCCAUCGGUCUCUGGCCAUUCGAUGAGAACACCGACACCAUCGUCGACAACUUCUGGACAGAUUGUACCGGUGUUGAGAUUUCCUCUGGCAAGGUCGGCGGAUCUGCCCACUUCAACGGCUCUGUCCACUGCGAGGUUCCACGUUUCAACAACUACCCAUGGGGCUCCGCCCUCACCAUCUCUUUCUGGUACGAUACUCACGGUGGCGAGAGACGCCAGGGUCUCCUCGGCAAUGGCAACUGCCAGAUUGAGCCAACCAUCACCUUCUGGUCCGAGUACUCCAAGCUUGGUGGCCGUGUCCUUAUCGACAACAACGGAACCCUCGAGACCGUUAACAUUGACGGAUACGGUGCUGCUGGCUGGAACCACGUUGCUUUGACUUACGAUGGUCUCAGACUUAAAUUGUACGUCAAUGGUGCCGCCGUCAUGGACAGUAUUGCCGUUGGCAGCAUCCCAGCCACCCUUGCUCCAUUGUACAUGGGCAGAGACCUCAACUGCGAGUACACCGAUGGCUUCAGCAACACCGGUCUCGUCGGAUUCAUCGAUGAGGUUCAGAUCUACGACUGGGCUCUCAGUGACGCCAUGAUUGCCAGACUUAACGCUGGUGAGAGAAACCUCAAGAUGGCCAGAGUUGACUAGAUAUUUCAUUCACCAACAAACACUAACUUAUCAACUCUAUAAUAUCAUCUUUUGUGACUCAGAUGGAUUGGAAGUGACUGCGUGAAAUGGACUUGAGACUGACCCACUCGCAUCGGGCUUCCCGAAGUGCGGUUUUAAAAGAAAUCCCAGUUCUGGAAUCACAAUGCGGCUGAUUUAUAAAUCAUCAACUUGCUUGGGGGUUUAUUACUAGUAUUAAAAAUAGAAAUAAAACUAUUUGUUGAAUCGUAGAACCUUUGAAUGUAGUUUAGUUUUUAGUUAAAAUAUUACUCCACAUAGCGUAGUGUUCCACUGGAUACAAUUGAAGCAAACGGUUCGUCAUCUCAGAUUUCUGUACAUAGCUGGUCGCCUGGUCGUACGUACGCCAUACCGUUAUGAAUAUUAUGUGCUUCAUCCAACCACACCGCAUGAAGUCAGGGGUGUUAACAGCUUUAUAUUACCAAAUUUUCAUUUGAAUAAACAGCUUUUGCUUCAUAGGCAAUUCAAA
Lingula anatina is the source of this 1810-nucleotide messenger RNA. RefSeq lists its product as uncharacterized. The record is from RefSeq and is a predicted model, not a curated record. Gene Ontology annotation, molecular function: chitin binding. Lineage: Eukaryota; Metazoa; Brachiopoda; Lingulata; Lingulida; Lingulidae. Gene Ontology annotation, cellular component: extracellular region.